Molecule: messenger RNA, 2847 nt
Organism: Armigeres subalbatus
Lineage: Eukaryota; Metazoa; Arthropoda; Insecta; Diptera; Culicidae
Product: pre-rRNA 2'-O-ribose RNA methyltransferase FTSJ3-like
Exons: 3
Coding region: 167-2719 (850 amino acids)
Biological process (GO): maturation of LSU-rRNA from tricistronic rRNA transcript (SSU-rRNA, 5.8S rRNA, LSU-rRNA); maturation of 5.8S rRNA from tricistronic rRNA transcript (SSU-rRNA, 5.8S rRNA, LSU-rRNA); rRNA methylation
Cellular component (GO): preribosome, large subunit precursor; nucleolus; nucleus
Molecular function (GO): rRNA (uridine-2'-O-ribose)-methyltransferase activity; rRNA (guanine) methyltransferase activity
Source: RefSeq, a predicted model, not a curated record
GACACAUGCAGUGUGUGGUUUUGUUUUGUUUGGUGGUGUUGCGAGCGUUGCGAGCACAUGUUUUUCCAUCAGCCAUUCAGUUCAGAUAAUUGAAAAGGUAUCGAAAAUUUUGCGGAAUUUAUCAAAUUUACGUCCUCAACUGUGCUGAAAUUUAUCUCCGUUCACAAUGGGUAAAAAAGGAAAAGUAGGAAAGGAUCGGAAGGAUAAGUUCUACAAAUUAGCUAAGGAAACCGGGUACCGUUCCCGUGCCGCAUUCAAACUUAUCCAGCUGAAUCGUCGUUUCGGAUUUCUUCAACAAUCGCAGGUUUGCAUCGAUCUUUGCGCAGCGCCAGGAGGAUGGAUGCAAGUGGCAAAGCAGAACAUGCCCGUAUCCAGCGUCGUAGUCGGAAUCGAUUUGUUUCCUAUCAAGAAUGUUCCUGGUUGUAUCAGUUUGGUCGGGGAUAUUACGAGUGACAAGACGAAAUCGGACUUGGCCAAAGAAUUAAAAACGUGGAAGGCCGAUGUGGUGCUGAAUGACGGUGCACCAAAUGUGGGUCGAAACUGGCUGUUCGAUGCUUACCAGCAGGUUUGUUUGACGCUAAGCGCAGUAAAGUUGGCGACUCAGUUUCUGCGACCCGGUGGAUGGUUUGUGACGAAGGUUUUCCGUUCGAAAGACUAUAAUGCCCUCAUCUGGGUACUGAAGCAGCUAUUCAAGAAAGUUCACGCCACUAAACCAUCGGCAUCAAGAAACGAAUCUGCGGAAAUUUUUGUCGUUUGUCAGCAUUAUCGGGCGCCAGACAAAAUUGAUCCACGUUUUCUGGAUGCAAAAUAUGUGUUUGAAGAGUUGGAUGUGGAACCUCAAGUUAAGGUAAAUUUACUAAAGGAGGUGGAGAAGACUAAAAAGCCCAAGGUUGAAGGAUAUGAUGGAACGGAUGUUCGAAAAAUUAUUACUAUUACGGAAUUCCUAAAGGAUGAUAAACCUCUGGCUUUGUUGGGACGAAUAACUGAGAUUCAAUUCAAUGAUAAGGCUAUUUCGAAUCAUCCUCGAACAACAGCGGAAAUCAAAGAAUGCUGUAAAGAUAUCAAAGUAUUGGGAAGGAAAGAUUUACGGGAUUUACUUAAAUGGCACAAGAUGAUGAGCAGCGAACUAUUUCCAAAUGAAAACAAAUCCGAGGAAGUGAAGGGAAAAGGCAAGAAAAUAAAUACAUUGAAUGGGCAUCCCGACAAGGAGCAAGAAGACGAAGAUAAUGAGGAAACUGUGGAGCUGAAGUCUAUGGAAAAGGAAAUCGCCGAAUUAAGGAAAGAAGAGGAACAAGAUGCCAAGCGAAAACGAAAGAAGGCUAAUAAGGAGCGAGCCAAAUUGAACGAGAAGCUGAGCUUGAAAAUGGUUAUCAAAGGUGAUCAGGGCCCAACUGAGCAAGAAGAUGCAAUGAUGUUCAGUUUGAAUGUGGUACGUAGUAAAAAGCAAAUGGAUGAUUUGUUGGAUGCUGAUCCAGAUGUCCUGAUGGAGCAAGAUUAUCAUGAUGACGAUGAUGGUUUGCCCAAGAAGAAGCAGAAAUACGUCAAGUACGACAAAGAAACGAAGGGCGAUCUGUUCGAGGAUGAUAAAAUACUGGCCCAGAAAGCGGAUGAAGACAGUGAUGCGGGCUUAGAUCGGGAAGGACUUGGCUUGGACGAUACAGAUGAGCUUCAAUUCGAAAAAGAUGGUGAAGCCGAGGAAGACGUUGAUAGUGAUAAUCCUGAUGCACAAAAUCCGUUAAUAACAGAUUUGGAUUACCGGGAUAAAGACGAAAAACGUCGUCAGAAGGCUCAGCUUUGGUUCGAAAAGGAUACAUUUAAAAACGUGCUAUCUGGUGAGGAUCAAGCCGUUGAUUACGAUCUAGAUCGGCUGACCGAGAUGUACAGAAAAUCAGGUGCUAAAAUAGUCGGAGAUGACGAUAAAGAUCGACCUCUAGGCAAGAAAGCUCGACAGAGAGCAAAACACGAUGUCGCCAAGGAAGAUUCAUCUUCGGACGAUUCGGAUUCGGAAGCGGAGGAAGAAAAUGAACAAAGUUAUGAGCAUAAAACUGUGGAGAAAGUUGGAGGAAAGGACGGGUUUGAAGUUGUUUCCACAGAAAAACGUGAGAAGAAAGUCAAAUUGAACGAACAGGAACUGGCCCUCGGACAGCUGUUAGUCAGUGGCAAGAAGACUCGUCGAGAUUUGAUCGAUGCCGCGUGGAAUCGAUACAUGUUCAACGACAGUAAUCUACCCGAUUGGUUCGUAAAGGACGAGGAGAAAACUAUGAAGAAGCAAGCUCCAGUUCCGCACGAAGUUGCUGAAACUUAUAAGAAAAACUUGGAAGAAAUGAACGUUCGCUCCAUCAAGAAGGUAAUGGAAGCGAAGGCUCGCAAGAAGAAGCAUGCUACCAAACGACUGGAGAAGAUCAAGAAGAAAGCCGAAACCAUCAUGGAAAACGUCGAUAAUACGAAUCAGGAGAAGAUCCGGCUGUUGAAGAAGCUGUAUAAGAAAACUGAUGCCAAGAAGAAGGACAUUACUUACGUGGUUGCCAAGAAGUCCGGAACUAGCGGCAAAAAGGUUCGCCGACCGAAGGGUGUCGAGGGUCGAUUCAAGGUGGUUGAUCCGCGUAUGAAGAAGGAUAGGCGAGGAAUGGACGCCAAGGAGCGACGUUCGGUCAAGAAGGGUGGAAAGAAGGGCGGAAAAGCUAAGACGGGAAAAGCCGGAAAAGGCAAGAAAAAGUAAAGUAGUGCGACACGUGCCACAUGGUAAGUCUACGUUUAUUAGUCCUUGUUGAAGUAUUGGUUUUUACUUCUGAUAAGGUUUGUUAGGAUUUAAAAGAACAUUUAGAAUAAAUAUCUAUAAUAUUGAAA